GCCAAAACGUAAACAAAAGAGAGUAAAGGCAAAGGCAGAAGAAACUGUUGAAAUUUAAUAAAGGAAAGAGAAAUAAGAAAUAAAGGAGGAGAGAAAACGCACUUAAAGGAAGUUAGACGCUGCUAAAGAAGAUAACAGAAAGAAUCAAAGGUAUUUCUCAAAGAAAUCGGUGAAAGAAGAACAAUGUCUUCCCUUCUUCGCUAGAGGCAGAGGCACUGAAGGAAGAUUGCAAGAACAGAUUAGAAGUGAGCCAUUGCAGGAGAGCGGAUUAAGGUAACAGACAUGGCCUCAUUUCGCCUUCACUCCGAGGACUCCGAGUUCAACAACCGAGUGGACGCCCUCUUCAGCUCGCUCGCAACGGCCGCCACUGAGCACGAGCCUCGCGUGUCCAAACGACCCCACGAGGACGACGAUAAUGAUAACGGGGCCUCACAGAGGAGGGAUGGGGAGUUCAGAAAGCCCUUUGGCAAGAAUCCGCACCAGCGUGGUAACGAGUCGUCCUCCAGCGAAGGUGAAUUCCAAAGGCCCUGUGACGGGGGGUCGUCCAGGGAUGGGGAAUUUAGAAGACCCAACAGCAGGCCUCCGAAUUGGCGAGGCAGGGGGAGAGGGCCUCUAAACAGCACCCCAGACUAUGUGAAGAAUCCCCAGAAGUGGACAAGAUACAGCAUGAGGGAAACGAAGGUACUGAGCGACCGAGAAAACAAGGCGGAAGGUCUACGGCUCUUUGACAAACUGAGGACAAGAAGGAUGGAAGGCGAGGCAGCAGAGGAGGAAGGUGAUUACCAGCAAAAGGAAAUAGAGAAGAUUGUGUUCAAGAAACCUGUUAAAGUUGAAGAUGAAGGAGGCAUAAAUGAAAAGGAGGAGUCGGACAUGUCUGCUGAUGCCUUGUUUGGGGGACCACGGAAAGUGAAGCUACCUGAGUAUGUUGUCGGCCAAACCAAACAAAGAAACAAGCACAAGAAGAGAACAGAUAAUGCAGAAGAUUCCAAGAAAGUUUCAUCUUCAACAGAAAUAAAACUUGGGCAUUUGAUGUUCGAAGAAGAAGAUGAUUAGUAUUGGCUGACAUUUUAUAUCUUGGGGAAAAAAUGAGAUGCAGAGCAGAAGGAAAAAGAUGUUAAGACAAGAAGAUAGAAAUUUGGAUGGGAUAUGAGAAGAACCAUGUUAAAGGUGUAUGCUAACAUGGAUGGAUAUUAUAUUUUCAAGAUAUUACAAGACAUAAACACAUACAAAGUGAUAUUGGCAUGAAAGAUAAUUUUAUAUGCCUUAAUGCAAAUAGAAUACCUAGUAUUCUAUUUGCAAAGACAAACAUACGAUUUUGAAGAAUCUUUGUAUAUAUUUUUGUAGGUGUAAGUAGCAUGUGUAUGCAUUUGUACAUGCUUUGUGUUGGUGAGUGCUAAUUAGCAUAAAGUGUAAAGUUUUCUGUUGUAACGCCUUUAAACAAAUGGAAACUAUGGUUCAAAGUGAAUGGUGAAGCAAACUAUUGCCUCACCUUUCAGUAAACAAAAUUUGCGGAUAGUGUUUUCUCUACCAUAUUUUCAAGGCAAUUUAGUAUUUUGCCAUUCAUUAAAUGGAGUCUUUGAUUUAAGAAGUAAUCAGAUAGCAAAGGAUAUUAUGACAUGAAAUGUGUCAUGAUUUCAUUAAUCAUUAAUUAUUUAGCAUCAGAAUUGGAUCACAGUUGCCUUGUAAUUGUGAAUUAUACUUAAUUUAUAUUUAAAUUCCAUGGUGAUUAUGUUAUUUUUUUCAUUUCAGUAUGUAUUUUGCAAAAGACGUAACAAAGUUUAUGUUGUUUGUGAUAUAACAGAUCUCUCAAUGUGAGAGAGAUUGAUUUUAUUUUCAUAUGACAACAACAUAUAGUGUGUGUGUGUGUGUGUGUGUGUGUGUGUGUGUGUGUGUGUGUGUGUGUGUGUGUGUGUGUGUGUGUGUGUGUGUGUGUGUGUGUGUGUGUGUGUCUUACAUAUGUAAGUAAGUAUGGGUGUAUGUAUCUUAUAUAUCAUAUAUGGUUGUUUAUAUGUAUAUGUAUAUAUAUAUACAAUAUGUAGUUAUAUAUGUAUGUGCAUAUGUAUAUACAU
This is a messenger RNA of Penaeus indicus, 2069 nucleotides long. Its product is annotated as U5 small nuclear ribonucleoprotein TSSC4-like. The transcript has a single exon. The record is from RefSeq and is a predicted model, not a curated record. The coding region runs from base 283 to 1053 and encodes 256 amino acids. NCBI's taxonomy places the organism in Eukaryota, Metazoa, Arthropoda, Malacostraca, Decapoda, Penaeidae.